AUGCAGCAGGACCCGCCGACCGACCAGCAGAGCGUCCGCUGCGCCGGCCUCACCUUUCGCCUGGAGCCGCGGUCCACCGACGGCAAGUCCCUCCUGGCCAUCACCGCCGAGCACGCCGCCGACCCUCUUCACCCCACCACCUACAAGCUCGACGUUCCAGGUGAGAAGGUGGCGGCCACCACGCACACCCUCUGCCAAACGACCAACGGUUGGACCGCCGCCGUGACUGUAGACGCCAAGCGCCAGCAGGUGCGGGUCACAGUGCGCCACGCUCUGGGCUUUCGCGAUGUCGAGUUCGAGCUGGUGCUGUCGGGCGAGCAGCUCAAUGUGAGCGAGCGGCUCGACCAAGUGCUGCGCGUGGUGGGUCCCCGCACCAAUGAUCUCCUGGCCGACCGUCACCCCAACAUCGACCAGUUCCACGGCGGACUCGGGGCCGUGGUCGCCCGGCCCUGCGGCCUGCACGCCAGCGUCACGACCGGUGUCGAGUUCACCGCGGGCCAGCACUACCUCGAGUGGCGCCUGCUGCGGUGCCUCAACAACGCCUGCAUGCUGGGCGUGGCCGAGUACCCGCUCCAGGUCUUCACCCCAUACCCCGGCAGCGCGGCACUGACCAGCGGCCGGUCCCUGUACGGCCACAACGGCCACCUCUACCGCGAUGGGGCAAACGCCCCCUAUGGCCUGGGCGUGUUCGGGCCGGGUGAGUAUGUGGGCGUGCUGCUCGAUAUGGACGCACGGACGGUGGCCUUCUCGAUCAACGGGCGCCUGGGCGAUUCCCUCCCCCUCUCCGGCAAGGGGGGCCACUGCUUUGUGGCCACACUCUACACGCAGGGCGACGCCAUCGAACUGUUGCCCCAGCACUGCUGGCAUCGCUACGCGCAGUAG
Acanthamoeba castellanii str. Neff is the source of this 882-nucleotide messenger RNA. RefSeq lists its product as uncharacterized. The record is from RefSeq and is a predicted model, not a curated record. Bases 1 to 882 code for a protein of 293 amino acids. The transcript is spliced from 2 exons. NCBI's taxonomy places the organism in Eukaryota, Discosea, Longamoebia, Acanthamoebidae. Gene Ontology annotation, molecular function: protein binding.